AAAAAGAAAAGGAAUCCGAAGUACACUACAUCGUACCUCGGAACGCAUCCUAUGUUUGUUGCCCCAACAACGCCAAUUGAGGAUAGUAAAGUAUUCGUAGUGUUACAAAAAAAUGAUAAGAUUUAGCCUCUCGCAUUAAACGUAACCUCUAUAGCCUUGUUCACGUACGAGAUCGCAGUAGAUUGCUGUGGACGGAAUGGCGGUUGGCUCAACGAAGGUGGUUCAGGUGACAAACAUCGCGCCCCAGGCCACCAAGGAUCAGAUGCAAACACUUUUUGGGUAUCUAGGCAAAAUCGAGGAUAUCAGGUUAUACCCAACGAUUAGGGAUGUCGCCGUACCCGUACAGUCGCGCAUAUGUUACAUCAAGUUCCAUGACCAGGGUUGCGUCGCUGUAGCACAACAUAUGACCAAUACUGUUUUUAUCGAUCGUGCAUUGAUAGUGAUCCCAUAUCAAAAUGGAGAUAUUCCGGACGAGCAGCGUGCCUUGGAGUUAACCAACAAUGGCACAGUUGUACCAGGUCUCUAUCCAUCAGAACCAAAGUUACCACCGAACGUUGUGAAUGCUAUUGAAGGUAUUCCUCCAAAUCAUGUGAUUACCACGAUGGAUCCUAAGCUAGAGGCGAAUAGCUUGCCGUCCUAUCCGCACCUACCAGGUCAUUUGGACAGCAGACGUAUCGAAGAGAUUCGUCGGACGCUUGUAGUGGCAAAUUUAGAUACAUCGGUGAGCCCUGAGCAGCUGCUGGACUUCUUCAGUAACAACAAUAUAGAGAUCAAGUACCUGCGUAUGUGCAGUAGGGACUCGGAUGCCGAUCAUUAUGCACUGGUGGAGCUGUCUGAACAGGCAGCUGUGAUUGCGGCGUUGCUGCUGAAUGGAAAGCAGUUUGCAGAACGAUCAAUCAAGCUGUACCACUCAACGCAGGCGAUCGCCAAACCAGAGGCAAAGAGCAACGAAGCUGCACAAAAGGAAAUUGAAGAAGCAAUGUCGCGGGUAAAAGAGGCACACAAUCUCAUCUCUGCGGCAAUCGACCCGAUGAUCGGUAUGCUCUCCAAGGAUAAGCGAAGCAGAAGUGGCUCGCGCAGCCGUAAGUCUCGUUCGCGAUCCCGUGGACGUAGCCGACGCUCGAGAUCACGUAAGCGUUCGCGAUCACGCCACCGACGCUCGCGAUCUCGUCAUCGGCGUCGAUCGCGCUCGCGCUCCAAACGAUCUCGAUCGAAAGAUCGCAGGCGCAACUCUCCAUCGAGACGACGCAGCAAUUCGCGUAGUCGCCACCGUUCGCGUAGCAGAUCGAGAAGAUCGAGGUCACGUCGAUCACCAUCUAGGUCAAAAGAGCGGAAGAAGAGAUCACCGCGUCGUCGCAGUCGUUCACGUUCACGAAGCAAGGGCUCUACAUCCAGGUCUAGGCGGUCGCGUUCAAAAUCUAAGUCCAGAUCAUCCAAAUCCAAGUAUUCCGUGGACAAGAGCAAGGAUAAAGAUCGAGAAAGGCGCAGCAAGGAUAAGUCAGAUAAUGGUAAGAGAAGCGAUAGCGAUCGGGAGAGAGCCGAGAAAGAGAGCAGUAGAAGCGAGAAGAAAUCUAACAAGGAGAAACGAUCGAGUGACAAAUCGGAUUCUAAACAGUCGGACGACAAGAGUAGAUCGGAGAACGAUAGCAAGGAGAAAGCAAUGGAUUCGGAAAAUUAGACAAGGACUCCAUUCAUCACUGAUAUAGUUUUCCAAGUAUCGUGAAAUUCAACAAACUACCUGUCUUUAUCGCUAAUGUAUUGGUACAGUGACAAAUAUAUGGAUAUACAGUAUUCUCUCGAA
Messenger RNA from Acromyrmex echinatior (Panamanian leafcutter ant), 1801 nucleotides. It is a transcript of the gene Srp54, whose product is annotated as splicing regulatory protein 54. The record is from RefSeq and is a predicted model, not a curated record. Gene Ontology annotation, cellular component: nucleoplasm. Lineage: Eukaryota; Metazoa; Arthropoda; Insecta; Hymenoptera; Formicidae. Gene Ontology annotation, molecular function: RNA binding.